Cucurbita moschata (crookneck pumpkin) is the source of this 1085-nucleotide messenger RNA. Its product is annotated as cyclin-dependent kinase inhibitor 3-like. The transcript has 3 exons. Gene Ontology annotation, biological process: negative regulation of cyclin-dependent protein serine/threonine kinase activity. Gene Ontology annotation, molecular function: cyclin-dependent protein serine/threonine kinase inhibitor activity. Gene Ontology annotation, cellular component: nucleus. Bases 94 to 723 code for a protein of 209 amino acids. The record is from RefSeq and is a predicted model, not a curated record. NCBI's taxonomy places the organism in Eukaryota, Viridiplantae, Streptophyta, Magnoliopsida, Cucurbitales, Cucurbitaceae.
UUCUCUCUCUCUCUCUCUCUCUCUCUCUCUCUCAGAGCUCUGUUCAUUGAGAACGGAAGAGAGAGAUCCCAAGAACCCUACUCUCUAACAUUCAUGGGAAAGUACAUGAAGAAAUCCAAGCUUACUGGCGACAUUGCUCUCAUGGAAGUCUCAAUGCUGUCUUCUCAGGGACUCCGUCCUAGAGCGGCUAAAAUCCUUGCCUUACAGCGCCUCAACAAGUCCUCCUCUCAAUCUGUCGCUGCUUCCAGUCCUACGCCGCUUUCUUCUUCUUCUUCUUCCUAUUUGCAUCUUCGGAGACGCCGGCUUGAGAACGGCGAGUGUUGCAGAGCUCGCUUAACUCCUGAAUGUUCCUCGACUGGUUCACGCUUGAUGCGGGAUUCGGCGAAUUCGGAGAAGAGUGGAAAUGUUUCGGAUGUCGAAGACUGUCGGGAAUUUGGAGGUGAAAAUUGGGGAACUGCAGAAAAAAUACACGGCAGCAUGGCUAAGGAUUCAAGCACCAACGAAACACCUCUUUCAACAAGGACGGAGAUGAAUUCAUGUUCAACCAAAUCAAGAGGACAGAUGGAAUUGCUUAAAAGUUUCCCUACAGCAAAUGAUAUAGAGGAGUUCUUCGCACAGGAAGAACUAUGGCAACAAAGAACAUUUAUUCAAAAGUAUAACUUCGACUUCGCAAGUGAUAUGCCCCUCCCAGGACGAUACGAAUGGGUGCAAGUGGCUCCUUAAGUAGCUAUGAUCUCAAAUAUCUCUAUCGAGCUCGCGUUGGGGAUCCCGAGAUGGGUCGAAGACAGGCAUUGAGCUCACCAUAGUACCACAAAGUUAGGACAUCUCAUACUAACCGGCUUUUAAUCCAUCUUUAGUUGGAGACAUUUGGGGAAAUGGGUAGUAUAUAUGCAUUUGUAAUACUUAUUAUGUUAGCCGCUUGUGCGGUCUAUAUGUGGUUAGUUUGUCUUGGAAAGUAGUAAAAUAGUGUACGUACUUUCUCACUGUUCAUAGUUCCGUUUGUAAUCGCAGCACCAAAUGAAGAAUAUUAGCAUCCUAAAACGAGCAUCGAGUGGCAGUUAGUUUCGGGAGCCAACAUCAUCAAA